Dioszegia hungarica is the source of this 2007-nucleotide messenger RNA. RefSeq names its product putative histone deacetylase 1. Lineage: Eukaryota; Fungi; Basidiomycota; Tremellomycetes; Tremellales; Bulleribasidiaceae. The coding region runs from base 1 to 2007 and encodes 668 amino acids. The record is from RefSeq and is a predicted model, not a curated record. The transcript is spliced from 11 exons.
AUGCCCCGCCCCCGCUUCCCCACGCCUCCACCUCUCGACCCCUCCUUCACCCCCAUGACCGCCGCCCCGCCCAACAAGCGCGUCGCAUACUACUACGACCCCGAUGUCGGAAACUACGUGUACUACCUGUCGCACCCCAUGAAGCCACACCGGAUCCGGAUGGCGCAUAACCUGAUUGUCAACUAUGGGCUGUGCGACGAUCCGGACUCGGACGACGGGUACGGCGGCGGCGGGGGCGGAGGGAGGGGAGGGGCAUCAGGACCGAGCUGGGCUGGGCUAGCUGCCGACAGGACGUUCGACGCGGGAGGAGGGAGGAUAGGGAACGGCGGGGCGAUUAUCAGGCCAAGAGAGAGUGAUAGGGAGGGGAAUGGGAAUGGGAAUGGUGAUGGGUCGAAUGGGAACGGGGUGGGGGAGGGGAGAAGUAUUAGGCAAGAGACAAUAAGAGGGGCGAGGGGGAAGGGGAUGCAGGUGUUUAGACCGAGAAGAGCGGGGAAGGGGGAAAUGACGAGGUUUCAUUCGGAUGAGUAUGUGGACUUUCUGGAGAGGGUCACGCCGGAGACGAUGGAUGCGAUGACGGGGGGAGGGGUCAGAUGUCUGAUAGGCGAGGACUGUCCAGCCUUUGAGGGAUUGUUUGAAUUCUGCUCCAUCUCCGCCGGAGGAUCCAUCGCUGCGGCCGAACGCCUCAACUCUGGCGCAGCAGAUAUCGCCAUCAACUGGGCAGGUGGGCUGCAUCACGCCAAGAAGACCGAGGCGUCGGGGUUUUGCUACGUCAAUGACAUCGUCCUGGGCAUCCUCGAGCUCCUCCGCGUCCACUCCCGCGUCCUCUAUAUCGACGUGGACGUGCAUCACGGAGAUGGCGUGGAAGAGGCAUUCUAUACGACGGAUAGGGUCAUGACGGCGAGCUUUCACCGUUUUGGGGAGUUCUUCCCGGGCACCGGAGACGUCAGGGAUUUGGGUAUGAAGCGCGGGAAGGGAUACGCGGUGAAUGUUCCGCUGCGGGAUGGGAUAACGGACGAGGCAUUCCAUUCGAUCUUUAAACCCGUGAUUGGGAAGAUCAUGGAGGUGUUUAGACCAGGAGCGAUUGUUCUCCAGAUGGGUGCGGAUAGCUUAUCGGGAGAUAAGCUCGGAGGGUUCAACUUGACGCUCCAGGGUCAUGGAGAAUGUGCACGGUAUAUCAAGACGUUUGAUGUGCCGGUGAUGAUGCUCGGUGGAGGCGGAUAUACCACCAAGAAUGUGGCCAGAGCGUGGACGAACGAGACGGCUGUCAUGCUAGGCAGGGAGCUCGCGGAGGAUCUGCCAUAUAACCAAUAUAUGGAGUACUAUGGUCCUCGAUACAAGCUUGAAGUGUUGGCGAAUAAUCAAGACAACCAUAAUCCGUUCGAAUACCUCGACGCCAUCAAACGCCAAGUCAUGGAGAACCUCCGAGACCUUGUGCAUGUUCCUUCGGUGCAGAUGCACUUUGUACCGACGCAGACGGUGGGCGAGGCGCUGGGGAUGAAGACGGCGAUGCGGAUUGGGGUGGGGGUGGAUGAUGAGGAUGAGGUGGAUGUCAGGGUGCGAGACAUCAUCAAACGCCGCAAUAACCCCUCUUACGCUUCGGAGGACACUGACUCUGACGCCGAAGAGCUCAACGACGCCCGUCGGCGCCGGUACGUCAACAAAACAGGCGGCAAGAAGACCCGUCCCGUCGGCCGAGGCGCCGGAAGGGACAUGACAGCCGACGAUCCCUGUAGUGGCCGAGGGGGUAAGGACGAGGGGACAAGGAAGAAACGGACAUUCUUCCGGAGUCAGGGGUUCAGUAUCGAAGGUGCUGGACGGGCAUUGGGGGUGGGGGGUGUAGUGGGUGCGCCGGCGGGACCUGGGGCGGGGUUUGCGAGUGGGGGGAAUGCGGGUGGGUUUGCGGGUACGAUUGGGCCUGGAGUUAAUGGGACGAAUGGGAAUGGGAAUGGGAGUGGGGAGAAUGGGUGGGCGUUUAGUCGACAGGGGAGCCCGGCGAGUGUUGUCUGA